Molecule: messenger RNA, 1275 nt
Organism: Podospora pseudocomata
Lineage: Eukaryota; Fungi; Ascomycota; Sordariomycetes; Sordariales; Podosporaceae
Exons: 1
Coding region: 1-1275 (424 amino acids)
Source: RefSeq, a predicted model, not a curated record
AUGUCGUCCAGACUUCCCGCCCGCAUCGUACCCCGCGCGACUCGCGUGGCUCGCACCACCAAAUCCACCCCUCGUCGUUUCCAGUCCACAGCUUCUUCCACCACACAAGCCGCAGCCAAUGCCGCCCCCAGCGGGACAGGUCACUUCGCUUCCGGCGUUGCUGGCGGUAUCGCCGGCGCUGCCCUCCUCUAUGGAAUUUACACCAUGACCCCAUCGGGCAAGAUGAUGAAGACGAUGAACGCAACCGUCAAGGAGACCAACAAGAAGUAUGAACAGCUCGCCGCCACCCUCAAGAACAAGACUCCCUCCACCGAUGAGGCUCUUGGCAAGGUCAAGGAGGUCUGCUACUCCUAUGCUGGCUGGGUACCAGGAGGCCGUCAGUAUGUCGAUGUUGCCUUCAAGGAUAUUGAAGACAUUCGGGACGCGAACAAGGAAGAGGUUGACAAGCUCGUCGCCGAGACAUACAAGGAGUUUCAGAACAUCACGGCUGCCGGCCUGACUCUCGAGGCCGCUUCCCGCAGCUGGGAGGCCCUGCAAAAGCUGAGCCAGAGAAUUGCCAACCUCAGCGCGAAUGCUUCGGAGCAACUGCUCGAUAACCACCCUCAGCUCAAGGAGAAGUUUGGCGGCUCUUUCGACACCCUGAAGCAGAUGGGCUCUCAGUACGGACCAGAGGCCAAGAAAAUCGUGGACGACACAUGGAAGCAAGUGAACGACAUCAUCAAGGGUGGCUUCACCACCGAGAAUGCCGACAAGGUGCGGAAGUUGGUCGAGGAGAAGACACAGCAGGUGCGCAAGAUGGGUGACCAGGUCUGGGACAAGGGCUUGGAAACUGCCAAGCCUUAUCUUGACAAGAGCCCUGCGGUCAGAGACCUGAUCAACAAUAACAAGGACAUCCUCAAGCAAGGAAAUGCCUCGGAGCUGUUUUCCAAAAUCAAGAGCAUGUCCGAGAGCGGUGACUCGAGCAAGCUGGAAGACUAUGUGAAGCAGGCCGUCAACAAGGCCAAGGAGUCCGGGGACACGGGCAAGAGCUGGACCAGUUCUAUUGUGGGAGGAAGCACUGGUUUCGGUGUGCUGAGCCAGUUCCUUGGUUCGUCAUCCGAGGGCGUAACACAGAAGGUCAAGGACAACAUUGGUGUCUUGUCCGAGGUGUAUAAGAAGCAUUCAGACGAGGGUCAAAAGCUGUUGGAGGAGACACAGGAGGACUUGCGCAAGCUGUUGGAGGAGAAGGCGAAGAAGGCCCAAAAGAUUGCCGAUGCUGCUGCCAAGGGACAAUGA